Molecule: messenger RNA, 5000 nt
Organism: Bursaphelenchus okinawaensis
Lineage: Eukaryota; Metazoa; Nematoda; Chromadorea; Rhabditida; Aphelenchoididae
Source: the annotation of a GenBank genome assembly
AUGGCGGAAGCUCGAUCAGUGGCCGCGCUCAGUUUCUCGCUGACCCACGAUGGAAUUUCCGUGAGCUACGAUCAGGAGCUGCUGCGUGACAUCUGGCACGCCUUCUCACGUGGCUACAAGAAGCGCUGGGCCCGGUUCAAGGUCGGUUUAUUGUUUUUUGAUGUUUUUACGAUUUUUAGAUAGGUAUCAGAAAGCGAUUGAGUUUAAUUUGUUGUUGUUUUGGAGAAAACAAUAUUUUGAGGACUGAAAUUGAAAAAUUUAGAUGUUUUUAAACUAAAAUAAAAAUUUCGUUUUUUCUAGGACAAAUUUUGUUAAUUUUUUUUAUAAAACAGAUAUAAAAAAGAAUAAAUGAUGUUAUUUUUAGAAUGAUUUCUUCGCCGGUAUCUUUCCCGCCAAUCUACAUUCACUUAUCUUUGUGUUAGCGUUAUCUGGUCUAUUGUACUUUUGGGAUCAUGACAUAACGCUGGGAAUAACGAAUCUAUUCCGGAAUUAUUUCUUCUACUACAUUUUUGGGUAUGUUUUCUUUAUUUUCAAUUGAAUUUUAGGUAAUAUUGAUGUUAAUAUAAAUGUUUUAGUGACGGUCUGAUAUCAACGUCGUUAGCGGUCGCCCUUGGGGGUGGAUUAUUAUGGUUUGCCUUGGUUCAAUUGUUCAGACUGUCUAUCAAAUGGCUUUUGAGUUACAAAGGAUGGAUGUACGAAAGUCCUCAUGCUGGUUCGAUUUCAAAAACCACAAAGAUUUGGUUUGUAAGUUGAAAUUUUUGUUGUGUUUGUGAAUUUUAGGUGCUUUAACAAAAAGAAAAAAAGAAAUGUCUUAAAUUUGGAUGUACAAAAAGCCAAUUUUUGCUAAACGUUUUAAUUUUUAGUCGAUUCUCCACCUGAUUUCCAAGUUCGGCCCAACUUUGCAUUCCUUCCAAGGAGCUCUUCCUCAUCUCCCUCUACCCUCUCUCGAUGAUACUCUGAAGCGCCAUUUGAGAUCAGUACGUCCACUAAUGGAUGAUGAUGAGUAUAAUGAAAUGGUUGAUCUUACUGAGAAGUUCAAGAAGGGUAUUGGCAGAAGACUUCAACGAUAUCUUGUCCUCAAAUCGUUCAUGUCAACAAACUAUGUCACUGACUGGUGGGAAGAGUUCGUAUACCUAAGACAACGAUCUCCAAUCAUGGUUAACAGCAACUACUACGGAUUUGACACGCUGAAUGAUAAUCCAACUCAUAAUCAGGCUGCUAGAGCUGCUAAUGUCACUUGGGGAGCGCUGUUAUUUAGGAGGUUGAUUGAGAGACAAGAAGUUUCGCCGGUGAGUUGAAGGUUUAGUGUUUAGUUAUUUUAUAUAGGAUUGUUUUUGGCAUUUUAAGUUUUUUUUUCAGAUUUUGGUUAUUAAAAGAUGAUUCUUAACGUUUUAUGAGUUAAUUUUUUCAAGCUUUGGGUAAUAAUAAUUUAUAUUAAAGGUUUAAAAUAUCUAAAAGCAGGUUUUGUUACCUAAAAUUUAAUUCUUAUUAAGUUUGCCAUGCUUUACAAUGCUAGCAUUGCGAAAAAUUGACAUAUUAUCUAAAAUCACAUUUUUCAGUUUGCCAUUUCCCCAAGAACCAAAGUACCAUUCUGUACUAUGCAGUACGAACGUCUCUUCAAUUCAUGUCGUGUACCAGGUGAAGAGACCGAUAAACUGCGCCGAUGGGAUGAUGCCAGACAUAUUGCAGUCCAUUGCCGUGGCUGUUGGUUUAAGCUGCCGAUUCACAACGGAAAACGCCUUCUGGAGCCACCAGAGCUUCAACUCGCCUUUCAAGAGAUUCUGGACAGUGAACUGAAACCGGCCGCUGGCGAAGAACAAUUGGCCGCUUUAACAGCGGGCGAGCGAACCCACUGGGCAUUAACUCGUCAAAAGCACUUUAGAAACGGCGUCAACAAGACCUCGCUUCAAGCCAUCGAACGAUCAGCGUUUGUUGUUGUACUGGACGACGAAUCUGUCACUUAUGAUCCGCAAGAUCGCACCAAGCUUGAUCACUGGGCCGAAAGUCUCCUUCAUGGUAAAGCUCACGAUAGGUGGUUCGACAAAGCUUUCAAUCUGAUCGUAUACAAGAACGGCAGAGUAGGUAUCAACGCCGAACACUCGUGGGGAGAUGCGGCCGUGAUUGCCCACUUCAUGGAAUACGUGCUACUGAAGGAUUACUGUGUCAGAGGCUACGAUGAGAAAGGAAACUGUACCGGCGAAGUCGAAACUGUCUGUCAUCCAGAACGACUGAAGUGGAACAUUGAAAGCGAAGUCGAGGACAAGAUUGCCGUAUCAAUGGAAGUUGCCCAGAAGCUGAUUGACGAUGUUGAAAUGGCAUUGUUGGUAUGGACUGAAUACGGAAAGGGAUUCAUCAAGAAGUUGAAGAUUUCACCAGAUGCUUUCAUUCAAGCUACUCUUCAAUUGACUUACUAUAGAGUGGGUUUUUUAAAAUUUUGAAAAAAAAAUAUUUUUGAAAUUAAAAAAAACCAAUAUUUUUUCAAAAAUACUUUUUAAAUUAAAAAAUUUGAAUUUUGAGACUUUUAACUGAUUUUAACCAAUUUUCGAUCUUUUUUAGAACCAACAACGAUUUGCCCUGACCUACGAAGCCUCGAUGACCCGAUUGUACCGUGAAGGCCGUACGGAAACCGUACGAUCUUGUAGCAUUGAAUCCUGCGACUUUGUCCAAGCUAUGUUGAAUCCAGACAGAACCCCUCAGGAACGUCUUGAAUUACUCCGAAAAUCGGCCGAAAGACAUCAACAACUAUAUCGUGACGCCAUGUGCGGCCAAGGAAUCGACCGUCACCUCUUCGCCUUGUAUGUUGUCCUUCGAUACCUGGAAGAGGAAUCCCCCUUCAUGAACAAAAUCAUGCCUCCAACCUACUCCCUCUCUACCUCACAGACCCCAAUGUCACAAUGCGAAGAGGAGGCGCAGAAGGAAAGGUUGAGUCAAGAGAAACGACAAAUGUUGAUCACAGCCGGCGGUGGCUUCGGGCCGGUAGCCGACAAGGGCUACGGUGUCAGCUACAUCAUUGCCGGCGAAAACCAAAUCUCUUUCCAUAUAUCGUCCAAGCGGUCUGCUGAAAAUACGGUAGGCUUUCGAUACUUUAGAGGGUGGUACAGUUAUACAAGACGUAAAACGAGGAAAACUUUUUUUACAAAGCAAACACUGGCAAGAACGUUCUUUAAAGAACAAAAAUGGCAAGAACUUUCUUUAAAAAACAAAAAAUGGCAAGAACUUUCUUUAAAGGACAAAAAUGGCAAGAAAUUUCUUUAAAAAAACAAAAAAUGGCAAGAACUUUCUUUACAAAACAAAAAAUGGCAAGAACUUCCUUUACAGAGAAAAAAAUGGCAAACACUUUCUUUACAAAGCAAAAAAUGACAAUAACUUUCUUUACAAAAGAUAAAGUGACAAAAACUUUUAUAAUUUUAAUUUUUUUUCAAUUUCAGAGUUCCGCUGGAUUCCGUGAAGAUCUCGAACAAAGUUUGCGAGACAUGCAUGCUCUCUUUGUUAAAUUGUAACUAAUAUAAAUAUUUUUUAUCAAACCUCCCCCACCCCCCAUGUAUGUUAAUAACGGGCAUUGUGAAGAGCGUUCGAAGCGUUGUUCUUUAUAUUACACAUGAAUUUAGUUAUCUUAUUAUUUGCAAUAAAUUUUGUUUACAUUGGAUUUUGGCAUUUUGCACGUAUUUAAGGGAAGUGUCAGGUUUUCGGCCGGAAAUAUUCGUAAAAAAGUUGGGCGGGUGAUAAUAUAGUAUAUUGGGUUUAGGGGGUGUUUUUGAGAAAAAAGUUAGGCAGGGUGAUAAUUAGUUUUUUUUUUGAAGCUAGGGGGGUGAAAAAAAAGUUGGCGGGAUGAGGAGCUUGUAGCAAGCGUGGGAAACUCUUUGGUAAAAGAAUUGCCAAUGAUUGUAGACAACAUGAAAUUAAAGUUAUUUACGUCGCUUCAGCCAGAAAGAACCGUUUUUCAAUUCCCAAGGUUAUAACUCGCUAGGUGCCCGAUUAAACAUGUUUUUUGACCCAAAAGAAGAGGGAUUGAUAUACGUACCACAAUGUAAUCAAGCUAAACCUCGACUUACAGAUGUAUCUCACCAGGCGUUUGUUCAGAGAUCUCACUUUAAUUCAUAAGAUCGACAAAUGGCCAAAACUGUUGUUAGAGGAGGUGAAGAAGCAUUGUAUUGUAAAAGAAGACUUUAUAAGUGAAGCGGAAGAGAAUGAACUGUUAAAGGAAAUAGAGCCCCAUAUGAAACGACUAAAAUACGAAAAGGACCAUUGGGAUGACGUGAGUUAGAUUUUUGUUUGGAUUUUAGGUUGAAAAUAUUGUUUAGGCCAAAAACUUAAAAAUUAACCCUUUCCAGGCAAUUUACCUCUUCCGAGAACGUGAAUCAAAAAGAUGGAACGAUCAAAACACGAAAGUAAUACAACGAAUUCAAGAGUUCUCUUUACCUAAAGAUGCAAUCAAAUUAUCCUACAUUCAUAUCCUCGACUUGGCCAAAGAUGGACAUAUCAAACCACACAUCGACUCGGUAAGGUAUUGUGGUACGACAAUCAGCGGCGUGUCAUUGUUAUCACCAUGUGUAAUGAGGCUUAAACAUAAAGACGACAAAGAGCUGAUGUUGGACAUGUAUUUACCGAGGAGGAGCUUGUAUAAGUUGAGGUAGGUGGGGUGGAGUGAAAAUUUUAGAUGUGUUUUGUAAAGAAAGUUCUUGCCAUUUCAUGUUCUGUAAAGCAAGUUUUUGCCAUUUUAUGUCUUUUAAAGCAAUUUCUUGCCGUUUCCUCUUCUUUAAAACCACUUUUAACCAUUAGUUUGUUAUGUAAGAUGAAUAACAUUGUUACUAAGCCUACAAAAUCUAAAAUAUAUUGUUUUCAGUAUGGUGUUAAGAUACGACUUUACGCACGAGGUAUUGUCAUCAGAAGAAAGUCAAUUCAACGGGGAAAUGAUUGUCAGAGAUCGACGAAUAUCAGUGAUUUGUCGUGAUGUUCCGUCGAAACAAGACAUCAAACCACUCGAAUUUCAAUCACUUUAG